AUGGAGGUUGUGAUUAUUGCUCUUGCUGCUACACUUGGGAAUCUCCUUAUUGGAUGGGAUAGUUCCACCAUUGCAGGGGGUAUGACCUACAUCAAACAAGAAUUUGAUUUGGAAAAGGAUCCAACACUUGAAGGACUAAUUGUGUCUAUGUCUUUUAUAACUGGAACUGUUGUCACCAUUUUUUCUGGAACAAUCUCUGAUAUGGUUGGAAGAAGGCCUAUGUUGAUAACAUCUUCUGUUAUGUUUAUUAUUGCUGGUUUGGUAAUGUUGUGGGCUCCUAAUGUUACUGUUAUUCUCUUGUCGAGGAUAGUUGAAGGCGUUGCCAUUGCUCUUGCUGUUACUUUUAAUCCUCUUUACAUAUCGGAGAUAGCGCCUCCUGAUAUAAGAGGACAAUUGAACACUCUUACUCAGUUCGCUUGUUCUGGUGGAAUGUUCUUGGCUUACGUUCUUGUUUUCUCAAUGUCCUUGUUGCAAUCGCCUAGUUGGAGAGUUAUGCUUAGUGUUAUUUCUAUUCCUUCUGUUGUUUAUUUUUUGUUGACUGUGUUUUAUCUUCCCGAAUCUCCUCGGUGGCUUGUAAGCAAAGGUCGAAUCGUUGAGGCUGAGAAAGUUUUGAAAAGACUUCGCCGCGUUGAUGAUGUCUCAGGGGAGAUGGCUUUGCUUGCGGAGGGUCUCAAUCCUGGGGGUGAAAACAUAUCCAUAGAAGAAUACGUAGUGGCCCCAGCUAGUGAGAUCCUUAUCAACCAUGAAGCAGGAAAAGAUUAUAUAAAAUUAUAUGGACCUAAUGAGGGAGUUACAAUGAUUGCUCAACCUGUGAAUGGACAAGGUAGCAUGCUAUCGCGCAGUAUGUUGUCUAUGCAUGGAAGCUAUGCAUCGCGCAGUAUGUUGUCUCAGCAAGGAAGCUUUUCAUCUCAAGCAGCUGCUAGUCUCAAAGAUCCUAUUGUCAACCUGUUUGGAAGUUUCCACGAGAGUACUCUCAUCGAGAGCGGCCGUUCGAACAGUAUGUUGAUUAACAAUGCUAAUAGUAUGUUUAGCACGGGAGAUCCAGAGUCUAGCCCGUUCGGUACAAGUGACAACCUGCGUGCUCCAUUGAAUCCAUUUCAUGGUGGAGCUGAUAGGGCUUAUGGAUCUAAGGACAUGUUAGGCAUGAGAAGCAAUAGCAGUUUGGUUCAUGGAAAUGAUGAAACACCGAGAAAUACAGACAUCGGUGGAGGUUGGCAAUUGGUUUACAAAUCAACUGAUGAUGCAAUGGGUGGGAAAAGAGAAGGACUCCAAAGGGUUUAUUUGCAUGCAGAUCCUUCAGCUGCUGCAGUGUCUCAGUCUCCGCAUGUUUCAGUUGUUGCAACUUCUGGCUAUGACAUACAUAUAGAUGGUGGCGAAGCUUUUCAAGCCGCUGGUAUAGUCAGCCGGUCAGUUCUUGGAACUAGUGAUGCAUUGAGUAUCCCGGAAGCCACUGCAAAAGGUCCAAAGUGGAGAGCUCUUCUAGAACCAGGUGUCAAGCGUGCAUUAAUUGUUGGAAUAGGACUUCAAAUUCUUCAACAGGCUGCUGGUAUAAAUGGAUUUCUAUACUAUGCUCCUCAAAUUCUUGAGCAGGCAGGAGUAGGAGCUCUUCUAUCAAAUUUAGGCAUCAGUUCAAUAUCUGCUUCUUUUCUCGUAAAUAUCAUUACAACGUUCUGUAUGCUUCCUUGUAUAGCCAUUUCCAUAAGGCUCAUGGAUGUUGCUGGCAGAAGGUCAAUCAUGCUGUACACCAUACCGAUUUUGAUAGUAUGUCUCCUAUUACUGGUACUGAAACAGUAUUUUCAACUCAGCUCUGUCCUAAAUGCAUCAAUUUCAGCUAUCAGUGUUGUGGUCUACGAAAGUGUCUUCUGCAUGGGCCUUGGUAUUAUUCCCAACAUCAUAUGUGCAGAAAUCUUCCCGACCAGUGUUCGCGGAAUCUGCAUUUCCCUUACUUCUCUUACUUAUUGGGUUUGUACAUUGGCCGUCACGUUGACAUUCCCUUAUUUGCUCCAACUUCUCGGUCUCAGCGGCGUAUUCGCUUUAUUUGUUGGUGGCUGCUUCAUUUCAUGGAUAUUUGUUUACUUGAAAGUUCCUGAAACAAAGGGUAUGCCUUUGGAAGUUAUUAUUGAGUUUUUUGCAAUUGGUGCAAAGCCUGGUACUGAUCCUGCAGAAUUUGGAAUGAAAGAUUAA
Vicia faba (fava bean) is the source of this 2184-nucleotide messenger RNA. The record is from the annotation of a GenBank genome assembly. Lineage: Eukaryota; Viridiplantae; Streptophyta; Magnoliopsida; Fabales; Fabaceae.